Molecule: messenger RNA, 1131 nt
Organism: Lactuca saligna
Lineage: Eukaryota; Viridiplantae; Streptophyta; Magnoliopsida; Asterales; Asteraceae
Source: the annotation of a GenBank genome assembly
AUGGAGGGAGAGAUGAAAAACUUCAUAUUUGUAUGGACAACAGUCCUGGCAUCUCUCCUUUUCUGCCGCAAAAUCAGUAAAGUUAUAGCACCAGGUACAACACGUCUUUUAGCAUUCAUCCCUGUCUUCUGCAUCUUCAUCUACCUCCCUCUCCUCCUUACUGCUGUUAAUCUCACCGGUCCUACCUCUUUCUUCGUAACCUGGCUUGCAAACUUCAAAUUGAUGUUGUUUGCGUUUGAUAAAGGUCCUUUGUUCUCAAAUCCACCCCUCCCUUUGUUCAAAUUCAUCAUCACUGCUUGUGUCCCGAUCAAAAUCAGCGAUAAAUCCCAAAAUAUGAAGACCUCGACUCAAGUUAAUGGAAAAUCUGACGAGUCUCAAGUUGAUGGAAAAUCCGACGAAUCUCAAGUAGGUGGAGCUUCGAAAAGGGGAAAGAAAUCGCCGAUCAAUUACGCCGUCAAGUUUAUGGUGCUUGUUUUGUUGCUGAAGAUUUAUGAAUAUGGAGACAAGCUACACCCUCUGAUGAAAAUGGCUCUGUUUUGUGUUCAUAUUUAUGUGGUUUUAGAUGUGGGUUUAGCCAUGGUUGCGUAUUUAGCUCGAGCAAUUGUUGGUUUCGAGCUCGAACCACAGUUUGAUGAGCCGUAUCUGGCUACAUCUCUACAAGAUUUUUGGGGAAAGAGAUGGAAUCUAAUGGUUACAGGUAUACUACAUCCAACGGUGUACCUUCCCGUCCGAUCAAUUUCCGGUAGGUUUCUAUCGAGAGAUUUAGCUUCGCUUCCGGCGGUAACGGCCACGUUUAUCGUCUCCGGUUUGAUGCACGAGUUAAUAUUUUAUUACCUUGGACGACUGAAACCCACAUGGGAAGUCACAUGGUUCUUCGUGAUUCACGGCGUGUUGGUGAGUCUGGAGUUGGUGGUUAAAAGGGCGGUGGGUGGAAGAUUCCGUCUGCCGCCGGUGGUUUCCGCGCCGCUGGCGUUGGGUGUGGUGAUCGCCACCAGCUUCUGGUUAUUCUUUCCGCCGUUCUUGCGGUGUGAGACGGAACUCCGGUCGUGUAAAGAAUUGGCUGCGUUCAUGGAACUUGCUGUUCGUGGAAGAUUUGUUGGUCCAAAUGACGUAUCUUGCCCUUACUAUUGA